AUGGACGCCUCCUCCCUCCGCAUCUCCAAGUUCGAUGGAACUAACUUCCACGCCUGGAAGUUCAAGAUGCAGAUGGUGCUGGAGGAACGGGACCUAUGGGAGGUCGUCAGCGGUGAGAUCAAGGCGGAACAGUGCGAGACUCAGUUGGACCAAGCGACGUACAAGAGGAAGUCAAGAAAGGCGAUGGCAGUGAUCUGUCUAGCCAUGGAAGAUUCCCAGCUACCGUUGGUCCGGUCGGCAAGUGGUGCAUGCGACGCAUGGUCAAGGUUGGAAGACCACUUCGAGAAGAAGAGUCUUGCCAACAAGCUGUUCUUGCGCCGUCGCUUCUUCACGACAAUGAUGGAAGAAGGCGACGAUGUGCUCGAACACAUCAACAAGCUCAAGACGCUGGCGGAACAGCUAGAAGCGGUGGGGGCUCCAGUCUGCGAGGACGAUCUGGUGAUCACACUCCUCGGCAGCCUGAGUGACUCGUAUCAAUUCUUGAUCACAGCUUUGGAGUCGCGCUCAGACACUCUUAGCUGGGAGCUCGUGACGUCUCGACUGCUUCAUGAAGAAAUGAAGCGGAAGGAGCAAGGAAGUAAAGGUGAUGAAGCUUCGCAAGGUCAAGCGUUCAUCACAAGGGACAAUCAGCGCAAAGGGCGACCAGUGAAGAAGUCCUGGCCGUGCCACAAUUGCGGAAAGAUUGGUCACUGGAUGGCGGAGUGCCCCUCGCGCAUCCAAGAAAACACGGAGAGACACCGGCCACAGCGUGCUCAAGACAGCGGCGACCGCUAUCGAUCACAACGUGCAAACGUCGCUCAAGAAGAAGACUCGGGCGACUACCUCUUUUCGAUCGGUGAAACGACAUCUGCGAAAUCGAGCGACAUCUGGCUGGUCGACUCCGGGGCGACGCAGCACAUGACGUGCUCCAAGAAGUUCAUGCGGAACUACAAGGGGUUUGACGCUGUGGAUGUCCAUCUCGCGGAUGAUGGAAUCGUCCAAGCAAUCGGCAGUGGGGACAUUGUCAUGUCGAUGAAGACACCCCAAGGGAUGAAGAAAGGUGUGCUCACAAACGUGUGGCACAUCCCAAAGUUAUCCAGAAACCUGUUCUCGGUCGGCCGCUUCACCAAGGAUGUCGGCCCAGUGACGUUCACGAAGGAUGGGUGCUAUGGAGAAGCGAAAGGGACCAAGUGGAAAAUUGGUGCCCGUGAAGGUAAAGGACUGUUCAAGCUGCAAAUGACUCCAGUGGCGCCGGAACAAGCAAAUGCAGCCAAGUCGUCGGGAUGUCAAGGGGGCACCAAGUCGUACCUCUGGCACCUUCGGCUUGGCCACAUAGGUCACGAUGGACUCAAUUGCAUCGUGACGAAGAACAUUGGAAUUGGCAUCGACAUAUCUUCGGUGAAGAAGUGGGACGUGUGUGAAGGUUGUGCUCUGGGAAAACAGACUCGAGUGCGCUUCCAAUCAAACACUACAGCUCGCACCUCCAAACUCCUCGAAGUGAUUCACAGCGACGUAUGCGGACCGAUGUCGAUGGCAACUUUCAGUGGAAAACGGUACUUCGUGACAUUCAUCGAUGACAAGUCAAGAUACUGUGUCGUCUAUCUGCUCAAGAGCAAAUCUGAAGUUGCGGCGAAGUUCAUGGAAUACGCUGCGAUGGCCGAAACGCAAACCGGAAAGCGCGUGAAGUACCUUCAAAGCGACAAUGGGGGUGAAUACAAGUCCGACAAGCUGGCACGAUUCUGCGCGGAACGGGGAAUACAACAAAGGUUCACACACCCAUAUACUCCUCAGCUAAACGGAGUAGCUGAGAGAAUGAAUCGCACGCUGGUCGAGUGUGCGCGUUGCAUGAUGGAACACGCUGGACUGGGAAAGAGCUACUGGGGUGAAGCAGUGAUGACGGCGAUGUUUCUUCGAAACCGCUGUCCAACACGUGCCAUUCACCAAGACAAGUCUCUAUAUCAAGUGUGGACGAUGAAGAAACCGAUUCUGGCCAACCUUAAAGUGUUUGGAUGCCACGCGUAUUUUCAAGUGCCUCAAGACAAACGCGCGAAGUUCGACUCCAAGUCAUCACUCUGUCGUUUCCUGGGAUACGCCGAACACCAGAAGUCAUAUCGAUUUGAGGAAGUGUCAACAGGAGCGAUCAAGAUCAGUCGCGAUGCCACAUUCAUGGAAGACAAGUUUGAUGAAGGUCCGCGCAACUACAACGAUGAGUCAAGUGCCGUUGAGUUUGAUGAUCAAGACGAGGACGAAGAAAAAGAAGAAGGUAAAACUGACGACGACAUGGACUCGAGCGACGAUGACAACGAAGACACCAGGUCUUCAAAGAGCAACAUCAAGAGACACACGCGCACUCAAUCACUUGAGAAAGCUACCGUCAUUCCAAGUCCCAAGCGAAGAACGUACAGAGGUCCGUCGCUUGAGCAUGUGUCAGCGGCUGCAAUGGAUUUUGAAGCAGCCUACAUCGUUGAUUCAGUGGGGGAAACGCCGACUACAUUCAAGUCGGCGAUGGAAUCAAGCGACUCCGGCAAGUGGAAAGAAGCGUGUGACUCGGAGUUCGACUCGCUUCAGAGAAACGACACGUGGGAAAUCGUGCCUCUUCCGAAAGGUCGCAAGGCCAUCGGGUGCCGAUGGGUUUUUCGUGUAAAGGAGAAUCAAGAUGGCGAAGUUGAACGUUUCAAGGCAAGACUUGUGGCCAAAGGAUUCUCACAGAAAUUCGGAGUCGACUACGAAAAAACUUUCGCACAGGUGGCCAAGUUCACAUCGAUUCGUGUGGUGCUCAGUAUGGCGGCCAAGUACGGCCUAAUGCUACAUCAGAUGUGUUGA
This is a messenger RNA of Peronospora matthiolae, 2802 nucleotides long. The record is from the annotation of a GenBank genome assembly. NCBI's taxonomy places the organism in Eukaryota, Oomycota, Peronosporomycetes, Peronosporales, Peronosporaceae.